CUUUGUUUACUUAAAUGUUGGCCGGCCAGCUGGGUUCAUUUACCCCCGGAUCACUGAGAGUGAACCAUUCCAAAACACGCAAAUUAUCUGGGGACUGUUAAGCCAACAUGACCAGUGGGUGCUGUGUUUUUGUCCUAUUUUCCCUCUUCUAUGUCUCGCUGAGUGUGGAAAUGACAGGGUUGUAUGGCAGCUUCACAUCCCCCAACUUCCCCCAGCCAUACCCUGACAACCAGCACAUAGUGUGGAACAUCACUGUCCCAGAUGGCCACAGGGUCAAACUCUACUUCAGCCACUUUAGUAUGGAACCCUCAAACGAGUGUGAAUAUGACUACAUUCAGGUUUUGGCAGAGGGGAAUGAAACCUUGCGGUUCUGCGGUGAGGAAGAGAAGAACUCUGAAAGCACCCCGAGGAACACCGUCAUCCUGUCAGCCGGGAACCUCAUGUCAGUGGUCUUUAGGAGUGACUACUCUAACGAGGGCAGAUUCACCGGCUUCCAAGCAUUUUACACCUCAGAAGACAUCGAUGAGUGUCUGUCCAAGAUAGAUGGGGAGAGAGUGUGUGAUCAUUUUUGCCACAAUUACAUCGGUGGAUAUUACUGCACGUGCAGACAGGGAUACCUUCUCCAUGACAACAAAAGAUCCUGCACAGUGCCAUGCCACAGUCAGGUGUUGACCUCGCUGUCUGGGGUUCUGACCAGUCCGGGCUACCCGAGUCCCUACCCACCCAUGAGUCAGUGUGACCACACCAUCCGUCUGCCAGAGGGCUUCAGAAUAAUCCUAAACUUCCCGGAACCCUUUGAUGUAGAAGGACACCAAAAUGUCCCCUGUCCAUACGAUAUGUUGAAGAUUUCUACCGCUGGACAACAGUAUGGACCCUUCUGUGGAUCAAUGCCACCAGCUCGCAUUGACACAGGAAGUUACCAAGUACAUGUUGCAUUCAGAUCCGACGCUAGUGGGAAAAACAAGGGAUGGAUGAUAAAGUACACCAGUACCAAGGCUGAAUCCCUUACUUUAACUUAAGACGGAUUGCUUGUUGACUUGAACAUUGUAUGUGUAGUUAGGCUGUAUGCUAUCUCAAUAUUUUACACAGUGACUUUUACAUUGUGGCAACUUAACACAACCAUACUUCUUGCAAUAAAGCUUAGAUAUUGUGUUUGACCAUGAGGCUAGUAGAAGCAGUCUCUUUUUGAUUUCAAGUAAAUUCAUUCUAAUUAAACUGUCAUUGUUUCAUUUCUUUUUUCGGUUAGAUUCUAUUAUGACCUCAGCGGCACUGUCCUUUUUCAACCACUUUUGUUUUUGUUUUUAUUAUUUUGUGUAAAUAAAGAAUAACUCACAAGA
This is a messenger RNA of Micropterus salmoides (largemouth bass), 1337 nucleotides long. It is a transcript of the gene masp2, whose product is annotated as mannan-binding lectin serine peptidase 2. The record is from RefSeq and is a predicted model, not a curated record. Lineage: Eukaryota; Metazoa; Chordata; Actinopteri; Centrarchiformes; Centrarchidae. The transcript is spliced from 6 exons. Gene Ontology annotation, molecular function: serine-type endopeptidase activity; calcium ion binding. Bases 108 to 1019 code for a protein of 303 amino acids.